This is a messenger RNA of Drosophila takahashii, 906 nucleotides long. RefSeq names its product Yip1 domain-containing 1 (gene Yip1d1). The record is from RefSeq and is a predicted model, not a curated record. Gene Ontology annotation, cellular component: trans-Golgi network; membrane. Gene Ontology annotation, biological process: endoplasmic reticulum to Golgi vesicle-mediated transport; vesicle fusion with Golgi apparatus. Lineage: Eukaryota; Metazoa; Arthropoda; Insecta; Diptera; Drosophilidae.
GGUCACAUUGUUGACGUGUUGUUAAAUUUUGAUUGUAAUUCGUAAAUUCAUGAAUUGUGCUUAAAUUAAAGUGAUUAUGUCUCAGUUUGGCGGCCCCAACGACUUCUACGGCUCUGCGCCCUCGGCAGAUGCCAGCUACAACUUCGACAUGCCGGAAUUUGGUCAGGAACUGAACUUCCAAACCUUCGACAACACACAGGCCUCGGUGCCGCCCAACUAUGAUGCGACCUACGCACAGCCUGCGAAUCAAGGACUGGGCGGAUUCUACGAUCCCACGGCCUACUCCGAUCCCAGUUUCAGCCAGGACAAGAGCGGGAAGCAAGGCGCCGCCGGAGGAGCCGGCAACGAGUUUGACGACGAACCCCCACUUUUGGAGGAACUGGGCAUCAAUCCGAAUCACAUCUUCCAAAAGACGCUCGCCGUGCUGAAUCCUUUGCGGGGCACCGACCAGCAAAUCCUACAGGACACGGACAUGGCUGGACCACUGGUCUUUUGUCUCACACUUGGCGGCUUCCUGCUACUGAGCGGCAAGGUGACGUUCUCGUACAUCUACGGAAUCGGCGUGAUGGGCUGCAUCUUCUUCUACUGCCUGCUGUCCCUGAUGGUCAGCCGGUCGCAGGUGACCUUCGGGGCGGUGGCCUCCGUGCUGGGCUAUUGUCUGCUGCCCAUGGUGGUGCUGUCGGGCAUCAACAUUUUAAUCACCAUUCAGGGCACACUCGGCCUAAUUGUGAGCGGCAUCUCCAUAUUCUGGUGCGCCAUAUCGGCCUCGAAACUGUUCGCCACCGCCUUCUCCAUGGACCAUCAACAGCUGCUGAUUGCCUAUCCGUGUGCGGUGCUCUAUGGAGGAUUUGCGUUGAUUACCAUUUACUAGGACCACGGGCGCCCGUCUGCUAUUCCACACACACC